AUGUAUGGUGGGCGCAGCCUACGCAGUAGGGCAGGAUGUUUCUUCAGUCGAGGCGGAAAAUCCAGUAAUACUGGCACCAAACGUCCCUACUUGCAAAGCAGUCCCUUUGAGAACACUUCCGAGUCUGACCUACCAAGACGAAAGAUAUGGAGAUCGAACUUUACGGAUGUAAACAAAACUAAUCAUAUAAUAAUUCGUGGGUGUGCCAGCUUGGAGGGGAGUCUCUCUAAAUCAGCCGAAUUCGAACUUGAGCCAGGAGUGGAAUUCCCACUUUUUCCAACGUCUGAAGUACCUAUCCUUCAAGUAGAGGGAUCUAGCUUGAGAGGUGCAACUGGUCUUGUCUGCAAAGCGAAACUAAUGAACCCCGACAUUUCCCGUGGCACUGAAAGCAAAUAUUUCGCAGUCAAACUCGUCGAUUCCGCGUCGCGAUCAACAGUCGAGUACAGGAAUUUUGUCAUGGACGUGUAUAACGAAUAUGUGAAUUAUUGCAUCUUUGAGCUUGGCAAGCAGUUUCCAGCUGUACGAGGCGUUAUAGAGCGAUGCACUGCUACUUGCUUCGGACUAUAUAGGCUCGGGGAUUAUGGGCCAAAUUCACUACCGAAGUUUGCAUUGAUCACAGAGCAUGUGGGCGAAGAAAUUGAAGAAUCCUGGGAGGAGUUAGGGGAUUCUACUAAACGUGCAGUGCUGAAUAACCUCAUAUGCCUCCAUGCGUUGGGUUUUUGCCACAACGAUGCCGACGAGCGAAACGUUGUCUAUGAUAGCAGGUCGGACACAUAUAAGUUCAUUGACUUAUGUACAGGCGGAUGGCACGAGUUUCUAAGGUCUGGAGACGUAGAGAAUUGUCGUGGCAUACGAAAGUGCAGCGAGCUGAAGAUUAUGUGGCAUACAUUCAACCCUUCUGACAAGGAUGCUUCGCAAGACUUUGAAGAGGAGGUUCUAUGUGAGCACAACCUGCGGUUCCGCAAUCUUCGAAAGCGCCUGGAGAGAGAGGGCAUCCUAGACAUGCACAAGCUUGCACCGGAUGUGAAGAAACUGGCAGACAGAAUAGAGUCUGAUUGUUAG
Molecule: messenger RNA, 1062 nt
Organism: Fomitiporia mediterranea MF3/22
Lineage: Eukaryota; Fungi; Basidiomycota; Agaricomycetes; Hymenochaetales; Hymenochaetaceae
Exons: 4
Coding region: 1-1062 (353 amino acids)
Source: RefSeq, a predicted model, not a curated record